UGGCUUUGUGUGGGCGCAGCUGUGCGAGCCCGGUCAGGAUGAUGAGAUGCUGGGAAGAGCACAUGCUGCUCUCCCAGCUCUUAAAACGUGAGGCUCUCCAUCCAUCCUCUGAAAAUCGCUGCUGUAGACGUCCACAUGGGAGUUUUUAUGCAGAUCGUGCGCUCGCAGAGAUGAUCAACCCCGUCAGACUCAACCUCUGGACCAGGCAGAUCUUAUAAUCUUACCAAAACCUGAUAACACAAAUAUGCUUGUGUGGAAUUUCCUAAGAAAAGAAGAAUCUGCAUGAAGAGAUGUGGGAACACAAUAUGAUUUCAGUUCUUUUCCACUGAGUCACACGUUGAAGCAGAAUCGGAAUGAAGAGUGAAUGGACAGAAAUGUGCCUGGGUCUAAUUAUUAUUGUACUUACCACAGUUGUGUCGAUACACAAACAGUUUUUCGAUCAACCUAAAAUUAAUCUGAAAAAAUAUGAUUAAUCGGUAAAUGAAUUGGUAGAUCAAUUCAUAAUGGGAAUGAUCAUUGUUGCAGUCGUACAUCCAAGUAGCUGAGACUCAUGGUCUUUGCAUCGAUAUUAAAGGCCUUGGCCAUGGGGGGAUCCAAGAGUAAGCCCAAGGAAUCAAGCCAGCGAACCCGCAGCCUCGAUGGCAACCUCAGCUCUGGAGGAGGGGCCGGCGGCCACCACCUCAACUCCAAUCAACAGUCCUUAACACCCAACCGCAGCCCUACUAUGGAUGGAGGUCUCAGUGGCAAUCAGUCUAUGGCCAAUAACGCAGAGCUGGCCCUGUUUGGAGGCGUGGACAAUAACAGCGUCACCUCUCCUAACAGAAUCACACUAGCAGGAGGUGUGACGACCUUCGUGGCUUUGUAUGACUACGAGUCUCGAACAGCCUCAGAUCUGUCUUUCAGGAAAGGCGAACGUCUUCAGAUAGUCAACAACACGAGGAAGGUGAACUGCAGAGAAGGGGACUGGUGGCUGGCGCGCUCCCUGACCACUGGAGAGAGCGGUUAUAUCCCCAGCAAUUAUGUGGCUCCAUCUGACUCCAUCCAGGCAGAAGAUCAUCUCAGACUGACUAUAGAGUCCAGGUGGUACUUUGGCAAAAUCUCACGCCGUGACUCUGAGAGGCUGCUGCUAAGUUUAGAGAACAGGAGAGGGACUUUCCUGGUGAGAGAGAGUGAGACCACCAAAGGUGCCUUCUGUCUGUCUGUAUUGGACUAUGAUAACACCAAAGGGCUGAAUGUGAAGCACUACAAGAUCAGGAAGCUGGACAGCGGAGGCUUCUACAUCACAUCGCGCACACAGUUCAGCGCCCUGCAGCAGCUCGUCAAUCACUAUCGCAAGCAUGCUGAUGGGCUGUGUCACAGUCUAACAGAAAUUUGUCCUGUGCUGAAGCCUCAGACACAGGGACUAGCUAAGGAUGCUUGGGAGAUCCCCAGAGAGUCCCUCCGUCUUGACCUCAAGCUCGGACAGGGCUGCUUCGGAGAGGUCUGGAUGGGAACAUGGAACGGUACAACACGUGUGGCGAUCAAGACCCUGAAGCCCGGCACCAUGUCCCCUGAGGCGUUCCUCCAGGAAGCUCAGGUCAUGAAGAAACUGAGACACGAGAAGCUGGUUCAGCUGUACGCGGUGGUGUCUGAGGAGCCCAUCUACAUCGUCACUGAGUAUAUGGGGCAAGGUAGCCUACUGGAUUUCCUGAAAGGUGACAUGGGUAAGAUGCUCCGCCUCCCCCAGCUGGUGGAUAUGGCCUCACAGAUUGCUUCGGGGAUGGCGUAUGUGGAGAGGAUGAACUACGUUCACAGAGACCUCAGAGCUGCUAACAUCCUGGUGGGAGAUAACCUGGUUUGCAAAGUGGCUGAUUUUGGUCUGGCUCGCCUCAUUGAGGAUAAUGAGUAUACUGCCAGGCAAGGGGCCAAGUUUCCCAUCAAGUGGACAGCUCCUGAGGCUGCUCUGUACGGCCGCUUCACCAUUAAAUCUGACGUCUGGUCGUUUGGGAUCCUGCUCACUGAGCUGGCCACCAAAGGCAGGGUGCCCUAUCCAGGCAUGGUGAACCGGGAGGUGUUGGACCAGGUGGAGCGUGGUUACCGGAUGCCGUGCCCAGCAGAGUGCCCCGAAUCCCUGCACGAGCUGAUGCUGACCUGCUGGAGGAAAGAGCCAGAGGAGAGGCCCACCUUCGAGUACCUGCAGGGCUUCCUGGAGGAUUACUUCACCUCCACCGAGCCUCAGUACCAGCCAGGAGAGAACCUGUAACUGGGCCGAACGUGGAUAUGUGCAUGUGUUACGCAUGCGCAAAAACUGAGCAUGUGCAUCUGCUUUUAGAGUGCAUGGACCAGUGUGUGUGUGUGUAUACAGUAGAAAGCCGACAGCAAUCUGGGUACAAUCAGUAACUCUCUGACGUCAGGGAUCGUCAGCGGGACAUCAAAACAAUCAGCGACAUUCAGUUCCUGCCUCUUUCCAAAGUCAUUGUCACACUCCCCACUGUGUCAGCCAGUCAGAGAGGGACUAUUUUCAGAGGAAGAGACUAUUACUUGUUAUACAAUGCUUUUUUUUGUCAAUCAAAUCAACGGCCUAUACAGCCAAGCAGGUUUUUCUACCUUCUUUGUGUUUGUAAGGUGCCCUUAUAAUAUACAGUACAUCCCCCAGACGCUCCUCCUGUAUUAAUUCAUGACUGACUGACUGAUCUUGUAGUUUCCCAGCUUCAAUGACACCAGACUAAAAGACUAAAAGACUAGUAACUUUGGAUACAAGUACUGUCCUGCUGAAAGCGCCACUACAGGAUUUCUAUUUUACUACACUUUCUGUGGGAUCCAAUUCAAAACACAUGCUCAGACUUUGUCUUCCAUUUUGUCACAUGAGAAGCAACUGUUGGGGGAUGUACAUUAAAUUUCCAGGAUAUUGCGAAUCAUGAAUUUUUUUGUUAUUAGACCAUUAGACCUGGAUCAACUGGAAAAUGUUCUGGUGAACAUUUUUACACCCCCCCCCCCCCCCCGCAACAAGUUUGUCGACUGCUGUGAGAUUCUGAAUGAGGCUAACACCCUUGAUUCCCAUCAGUGUGUGUGUGUGUGUGUGUGUGUUCGUGUGCGUUCGUGUGUGUGUGUUUGUGUGUGUGUGUAGUAGUCUCACACAGCAUCAUACAGCUCGACGCAAAGAAGAGGCGAGGCAGAGUUUGUCUCUCUAUUUUCUCAUUGUGACUUUUCUUACAAACGAAAUGCUACUGAUCACCAACAGUCGUCUCACGACGGAGGUGAACUCAAGUUCUGCUGCAAGGAUUUUUGUGCCAAUGAAAAAUCUCUUUUUGUACUCUACUUAAAAAGUGUAUUUUACUACUCUGAACUUUUCUUACAAUGAAUUCUGAGAUGUAAGUGGAGGAUAUGCUGUUCUCCUCAAAGGAUAAUCCACUGUUUUCAGAUCCCGUGCACCUGUGUACAGAACCGACAGGCUCACCAUCGCGGUUUCAAGGUGUCGAUUUUGUUUUUUUUUAAGGAUUGAAAUUAAAAUCAGGUGAAUUUUUUUCAUGCCUCCACAUUAAUAUGAAUCUAUUUUUUAAUCAGCCUCAGUACUUCCCCAAUAAUUGGUGCAUCUGUGAGCACAAUCUUACACUGGAGAUCUUGUUUCUGUUGUGGUGACGCCGUCCUCCAGCCUGUAGGGGGCAGACUAGGAGCUUUCCCAUAAACAGCAUGUAUAGCAAAUAAAUUGGCAUCUUGAAACUUAAAUGUAAAUAUCCUAAUUUUUUAUGUAUAUACCACCUUUAUAAUUUAUUCCUUUUAAAAUAACCCAAUUGUUUAUUUUUCUGUCAGCAUCAAACUUUAAUGUUUAUGGUACUUUUUAUGGGUUAAAUAACAUCUGACAGUAAUGAUAUUAAAUGAAUAUAUAUAUUAUAGAAACACUUUUACAUUACAAGUAUGUUUUUUUUUUGUGCAUGUAUUUCUGUGAAACCUUAUCUCGGAUGUACAUUUUCAAUAUGACUGACAAGAACUGGUGAGCUGGCUCCAUAUUCCCUGACUCACCUGUUUGAAGAAACUGCUGGAUACUGAUCAAAUACCAGCAUCACUCUUUCCCAUAAUGCAAUCAAAACCUCAGAUGUUUACAUCGUGAUAAUCUUCAGAACUUGUUGGUGCUGCUUCAGAGGCUGGGAAAUGAGCAGGUAAUCAAGUGUCAUUCUUGUCUGUUUUUUUCUGGGUACACCUGAACCAGCAUACUGUCUGUGUGCGUAUGUCUGCAUGUGUGUGUGCGUGCGUGUGUGUGUGUGUGUGUGUGUGUGUGUGUGUGCGCGCGCUGCCAUCCUCUGUACUUCCAUGAUCAUUCAACAUUGCGAUCAGCCUCUCCAACUUAGAUUUAAAAAAAAAAGCACUUGUGAUUACGAUUCAAUAAUCUUCAGUAGAUCAUGUGACUGCCAGACGUGGAAGCAGCUUGAUAUGUGUAUAGUGUCGACCGUGUCCCGUGGACGUGGAUCACGCCACGUUGAUCUGCAUAGGGGGCGGUCAGGUUGUUUGGCAUCGUCACCGGUGUCAGAGAAUGUCAAGGAGCAAGUAUGGAAAAAGUGCACAUAAAGGGUCAUAUUGUCUGCACGCAGCCUCGCUUACAAGCCAAGGACAUUUCCUGUGGGGUUCUGUGGGUCUCCUUUCUGGCUAUGCAGAUAUUUUACUAUAUAUACUCUUUUCUACUGUAUUCAAUGGGGAUUUUCAGAUUAAAAAGCUCUGUUAAAUCCUACUGAAUACUGUUACAAUAUGAAAGUUUGUUUGAAUAAAAUUUGUAUAUUGCCA
Molecule: messenger RNA, 4755 nt
Organism: Seriola aureovittata
Lineage: Eukaryota; Metazoa; Chordata; Actinopteri; Carangiformes; Carangidae
Gene: src
Product: v-src avian sarcoma (Schmidt-Ruppin A-2) viral oncogene homolog
Exons: 14
Coding region: 551-2242 (563 amino acids)
Biological process (GO): epidermal growth factor receptor signaling pathway; protein phosphorylation; progesterone receptor signaling pathway
Cellular component (GO): extrinsic component of cytoplasmic side of plasma membrane
Molecular function (GO): non-membrane spanning protein tyrosine kinase activity; ATP binding; growth factor receptor binding
Source: RefSeq, a predicted model, not a curated record